Molecule: messenger RNA, 1814 nt
Organism: Corythoichthys intestinalis (scribbled pipefish)
Lineage: Eukaryota; Metazoa; Chordata; Actinopteri; Syngnathiformes; Syngnathidae
Gene: nubpl
Product: nucleotide binding protein-like
Exons: 8
Coding region: 1087-1710 (207 amino acids)
Biological process (GO): mitochondrial respiratory chain complex I assembly; iron-sulfur cluster assembly
Cellular component (GO): mitochondrion
Molecular function (GO): ATP binding; ATP-dependent FeS chaperone activity; 4 iron, 4 sulfur cluster binding
Source: RefSeq, a predicted model, not a curated record
UCAAUUAAACCCUUUGAGACAUUUGUUGUGAUUAAUUGCUAUAUAGAGUCAAUAUAUCCGACUUGUGACCUGAAUGUACGUAAGUAACACGAACAAUAAUACUACCGUAAAUUUUGUCCUGUAUACUGCACCUGACUGUAAGUUCCACCACCCAAAUUUAAUCAAAUUCAAGAAAAAAUACAAAUAUAACCCGCACCAAACUAUAAGAGCUAGGUGUCCAUGUGUUAGUAUUUUACAACCCCUAGCAAAAAGUAUGGAAUCACCAGUCUCGGACGAGCACUCACUCAGACAUUUUAUUAUGAGAUUCUCAGAUUAAAAGCUUGAAAAAAUAAUGAAUUAGUUCAAAAGCGCAACUCCCUGGCAUUCCGAAACACUAAGAGAAAAGAAUAAAAAACAUUGUGGUGGUCAGUAAAUGUUACUUUUAUAGAGCAAGUGCAGGGAAAAAAUAUGGAAUCACUCCAUUCUGAGGAAAAUAUGGAAUCACUCCAUUCUGAGUAGAAAAUACAGACACAGCCAGUCAAUUUCCUUUCCUUAAUUGGGCUCCUGCCUCAGAUUAGGUCUGCUCGUUAGUCAGCAGUUAAAAAAAGUGCAGUUAGCACACUUUGGAGGGCUGCUGGACCAAGUGGAUUCACAAGAAUCAUGGCUCCAACAAGAGAGAUGUCUCUCGAGACCAAGGAGAGGAUUAUCAAACUUCUUGAAGAAGGUAACGCUACACAUAUGGUUGCCAAAUAUGUGGGCUGGUCACAGCCAUUUGUAUCAAAAAUCUGGACCAAGUACAAACAGCAUGGCAAGGUUGUUAAAGUUAAGCGUACUGGUAGACCGAGGAUUACUGGUAGACCGAGGAAGACGUCAUAACAAACAACUAGAGGUCUUGUGUCUUGAAAACAGAAGAUGUACAACAAGACAAAUGAAGAAGAAAUGGGAAGAAGCUGGAGUCAAGGUAUGUGACAGAACUAUACAAAAUCACCUAACGGAAAUGGGAUUUUCAUACAGGAACGCUUAAAGGAACCAUCAUUGACACUUAAACAGAAAAGAACAAAGCUGCAAUGGGCUAAGGAGAGGCAAUCAUGGACUGUGAAAGACUGGAUGAAGGUUAUCUUCAGUGAUGAGUCAAGAAUCUGCAUUGGACAAGACAACCGGAUGCUCCCACUCAUCAACUAUGGAAUUCCUUGCAUGUCAAUGGGCUUUCUAGUGGAGGAAACGGCACCCAUCGUGUGGCGGGGCCUUAUGGUCAUGUCAGCCAUCGACAAAUUGCUCAGACAGGUCGAUUGGGGUUCUCUGGACUACCUGGUGGUCGACAUGCCUCCCGGAACGGGCGACGUACAGCUAACUAUCACGCAAAGCAUCCCGAUAGCAGGUGCUGUAAUCGUGUCCACACCUCAAGACGUUGCCCUGCUGGAUGCGCGCAGGGGAGCCGAAAUGUUCAGAAAAGUCAACGUGCCCGUUCUAGGCCUGGUGCAAAACAUGAGUGUGUUCCAAUGUCCCAAGUGUAACCACCAGACCGCCAUCUUCGGGUCGGACGGCGCACGACGGCUGGCAGAUGCGCUGGGCGUCACUUUAUUAGGUGACGUCCCGCUUACCGUCAACAUCAGAGAAAUGUCUGACGUCGGGAAACCAGUGGUCGUGUCAUCACCAGACAGCCCGGAGGCUUUAACCUACAUGACGUUGGCGAGUGCGGUCGUGCGGAGGCUUCAAGAGAUCAACACUUGAUGACUUCAGAAUGUAAUGAACUCUGUGUGUGUACAUGACAAAACGUGAUGCAAUGGCAAAAACAUUCUUCUACAGUUGUCUUAUUAAACAAAUGGCCAACCUUU